AAUGAACAUGUAUCAGUAUAUGUAUGUGAGGUAGCUGUGUGACAGUGUGAGGUACAAAUCACAUUUUCUCCUCAUCCUCUUCUUCUUCUAGGGUCCCUCUCUCUCUCUCCUUCAUUAUCUCUGUAUACAGAGUAUAUAUUUAGAGGGAUCCCUCUUCUGAGCAGCCUGAAAAACUUGGGUCUUUGGAUUCUUGAAAGUACAGACCUUUACAUGUACAAAAAGUACAUUCAGUUCUUCACAUUUGUUUGACACUUAUUGUGGGUACAUCUUGCCUGCACACUCAUUCUUUGCAGAAGUUUGUAGAGAAAUCUUCAUACCAUGAAGCAUAAAGAGGGAAAACCAGCUAUUCACCCGGAUAAACAAUCUAAGAAAGUCCCCAUGGCAAUAAUGUUAGUCGUGCUAUGCGGGUUUUCAUUCUAUCUUGGUGGAAUCUUUUGUUCAGAAAAGGGCAAAAUUGCAACGCAGGAAGUCAGUAAAAAGGUCGAAACUCCCAAAGAGACAGCUGCAGGGUCUCUCCAAAUUAAAGCUGUAACCUUUCCUGAAUGCAGUCCAGAGUUUCAGGAUUACACACCAUGCACAGAUCCGAAGAGGUGGAAGAAGUACAGCAUCCAUCGGCUUUCUUUCAUGGAGCGCCAUUGCCCUCCGGUGUUUGAAAAGCAAGAAUGCUUAGUUCCCCCUCCUGAUGGUUAUAAGUUGCCUAUUAGGUGGCCAAAGAGCAAAGGCGAAUGUUGGUACAGGAACGUUCCAUACGAUUGGAUCAACAAACAAAAAUCAAAUCAACACUGGCUGAAGAAAGAAGGGGAGAAGUUCCUCUUCCCUGGUGGAGGCACUAUGUUCCCCAACGGUGUCAGUCACUAUGUCGAUUUGAUGGUAGACUUGAUUCCAGGAAUGAAAGACGGGACAAUCCGAACUGCCAUUGAUACUGGAUGUGGGGUUGCUAGUUGGGGAGGCGAUUUACUAGAUCGUGGGAUUCUCACAGUCUCUCUUGCCCCCAGAGAUAAUCACGAGGCUCAAGUUCAGUUCGCUCUAGAGCGAGGAAUUCCUGCAAUUCUGGGCAUCAUCUCAACACAAAGACUUCCUUUUCCGUCUAACUCUUUCGACAUGGCACACUGCUCAAGAUGCCUUAUUCCAUGGACCGAAUUCGGUGGAAUUUACCUCUUAGAGAUACAUCGUAUUCUCCGACCUGGUGGUUUCUGGGUGCUGUCUGGGCCGCCAGUAAACUAUGAGAAUCGUUGGAAGGGAUGGAAUACAACUAUUGAAGAGCAAAAAUCAGACUACGAAAAGUUGCAAGAAUUGCUAACUUCCAUGUGUUUCAAAUUGUACAACAAGAAAGACGACAUCGCCGUUUGGCAGAAAUUAUCUGAUAACAGCUGCUACAAGAAGCUUGAGGUGCCAGAUAACUACCCCGCGAAAUGUGAUGAUGGUACUGAACCUGAUUCAGCAUGGUACACUCCUAUUCGGCCUUGUGUCGUUACCCCUAACCAGAAGUACAAAAAAGUAGCACUAAAAUCCCUUGCAAAAUGGCCGGAACGCCUGCACACCGCUCCCGAGCGUGUUGCUGAUGUCCGUGGCGGCAGUGAUGGGGCUUUCAAGCACGACGAUAGCAAAUGGAAGACACGGGUAAAGCACUACAAGAAGUUGCUCCCCGCUAUAGGAACCGAUAAGAUAAGAAACGUCAUGGACAUGAACACUCUGUAUGGAGGUUUCGCUGCUGCUUUGAUCGAUUAUCCUCUGUGGGUCAUGAAUGUUGUUUCCUCGUACUCGCCGAACACGCUCCCCGUGGUGUAUGACAGAGGCCUCAUCGGGACGUAUCAUGACUGGUGCGAGGCUUUCUCCACGUAUCCUCGGACAUACGAUCUUCUUCAUCUCGAUGGUCUUUUCACUGCUGAAAGUCACAGGUGCGAAAUGAAGUAUGUUCUGCUGGAGAUGGACCGCAUUCUCCGUCCCAACGGGUACGCCAUCAUCCGCGAAUCAAGCUACUUCGUGGACGCUGUAGCUACACUAGCAAAAGGCAUGAGAUGGGGGUGUCAUAAAGAAGAAACGGAAUACGGGGUCGAAACAGAAAAGAUACUGAUAUGCCAGAAGAAACUAUGGUACUCAUCAAAGCAAAGCUCAAGAUGAGCAGAGCAUAGCAUGUGGGGAUAAGGUUUGUUUCAUGUAGAGAUCAAAAUACCUUUAUAAUUCAUACCAGAAGCCCAUAGGAGACAAGUUCUACAUUGAACACAGGAACGAAUCAUUUGUUGUUGCAAGAAUUUGAGGUUCAGAUCCUCCAAAUGGAGAAGAAGAAUUAUCAGAUCCCAAUAACCAGAUUAUUACAAGUGAUGUUUUUUUCUUGACAUAAUAUAUUCUUUGUAAGGCUCUCUAUGGUUAUUAUCUCUUGUAUUUCCCAUUUUUCCUCUAUUCACUCUCUUGAAGCUGUGAAAAUGUUUAAGGGCGUUGUAAGUCGCAGCUGCCUAUCAAACCUUUUUAUUUAUUUACAAUGGAUAAUACUAUUUCAAAUUUCAACCAA
Molecule: messenger RNA, 2509 nt
Organism: Sesamum indicum (sesame)
Lineage: Eukaryota; Viridiplantae; Streptophyta; Magnoliopsida; Lamiales; Pedaliaceae
Product: putative methyltransferase PMT20
Cellular component (GO): endosome; trans-Golgi network; cytoplasm
Molecular function (GO): methyltransferase activity
Source: RefSeq, a predicted model, not a curated record